Messenger RNA from Nymphaea colorata (pocket water lily), 3719 nucleotides. RefSeq lists its product as uncharacterized. Gene Ontology annotation, molecular function: carboxylic ester hydrolase activity. Bases 225 to 3695 code for a protein of 1156 amino acids. The record is from RefSeq and is a predicted model, not a curated record. The transcript has 6 exons. Gene Ontology annotation, biological process: defense response; lipid metabolic process. Lineage: Eukaryota; Viridiplantae; Streptophyta; Magnoliopsida; Nymphaeales; Nymphaeaceae.
ACCUGAUAAAACGCGACUCGACCUGGCUAGCUGGACCCGCUCUUUUGUACAUCCCUACGAGGCUUUUUCCGCGCAGCAGUGUUGGUUCUCUCUCUCUCAGAAGCUUCUCUCUCUCCCACGCCGAAACUUCGCAGGCCAAUAAUUGAGUUCGAAUGAACAACCCAUUUCCAUGAGGACAGUCUCUCUGUCUCUGUCUAUCUCUCUGAAUUUCGAGGUAGCUAUCCAUGGAAGGUUGCAAGUUCAGUGGGGGCUCAGCGAAGGCUAACCUGAUUCUCUCCACAGGCAUCCUUCAAAGGGCGUGGACCUCCGUCUCCGAGCUCCAACAAUCGGGCAAUCACCAUCUCCCCUUCGUCGUCAACGAUCGUUUCCACAACAUCACAAUCGUAGCUUUUCAUGACUUGCAGAACCAGACGCAAGACCUCCACCUCCUCCCACCCUUUCUUGCUCCCCUGCAGCAAACCCAUCCCGACUUCGGCUUCCUCAUCACCAAGGACAAUCCCUCCAUCUCCCUCCACGCCUCCCCUCUCUCCACCUUCCUCCGCCUCCUCCGCACCACCGACCUCAAAGCCCAGCUUCAAAGAUCAACAGAAAAGAACAAGCCUCAGCUCAUACUUGUGGGUCGGUCGAUAGGAGGCUCGGUUGCUGCUCUAUGCACACUGUGGCUUCUAAAGAACCAGUCGUCCCCUUCGCUUCCUCUCUGCAUCACCUUUGGAUCUCCGCUCGUCGGAGACGAAGGUCUCCGGAAAGCCAUCGACGCUGUUGAGCAAUGGAAGGCCCAAUUCUGGCAUGUUGCAGGGCACGACGACGUAAUUCCGCGACUUUUUGCUUGUCGGCCGACGGGUCAGAAUUCAUGCAGCCAGUGCAAACCCUUCGGCACCUACUUUCUCAUUUCCGACUCCGGCUGUACCUGUGUUGAUGAUCCGGACUCGGUCCUUGAGUUGCUCGACCUCACUUCUCCAAGCUUGGACAAACUGCCAAUGCAACUGCGGCCAAAGAACUACGGCGUUUUGCUAAAACAACUCGAGAAGAAGCCACUCUGCAGGAGCAGAAAUAUUCAAGCUGCCCGUUUCCAAGAAAGCCUUACUGUAGAUUUGGCUCUACAGCUGGACUCAGUUGGCAUUGGGUCCAACCAUCUGAAACACAAAGAGCUGCUUCAAUCAAUGGAGGGAAGAGAGAAAGAAGUGCACCUCAAACGGAAAAGCGCCCCUAAUCCUUCCAAGAGACUCAACGAAGUGAAGAAGCAAAUGGCCCGUCUGGAGUGGUACAAGAAAGAGUGUGAGUCGAAGAACACGACCUACUACGACUGUUACAAGAGCAGGAGAACGGCGAAAGACAUAGACGUCAUUAAAUUCAAGAACAUACUCAACAACUACUGGAAGGAGAAAGUGGAGGAAGCCGAGAACAAGCCGCAGCUUCCGCACGCUCGGAUGAGCGUCAGGUGGCUCUUCGGUGGAGUGACCUACAAGCGUAUGGUCGAGCCCCUCGACAUCGCCGAUCACUACCGGAGAACCGGCCGCGGAGACUACAUGGCAAAAAGACCUCGCCAUUAUGAGUUACUGGAUAAAUGGCACGAGGAAGAUGACAAGAAACACAAGGCGGCGAAGAAGACGAAGAAGGAGAAGGGCACAAGCCUCACGGAUGACUCGUGCUUUUGGUCUCACGUUGAGGACGCUGCACGAAGGCUGAAUGAGCUGAAGAAGGAAGGGAGAAUCGCAGGAGGCAAGAGCAAGGAGGACCUGUGCAACGAACUGCGGGAGUUUGAAGGCUAUGUGAUGAAGUUGGUGAACAACUACGAGUUGUCCCCCGAGGUUUUCCUGGAGAACAGUUCGUUCAUGGAGUGGUGGAAUGAGUAUGAGAAAGAGCUGGAGCCUGGUUACAGUUCACAAUUUGUUGCUUUCAUGAAGGAUAGACGCUAUCCAGCUUCUCACAAUAACACCUUUAGUUUCUCUUUGGCUCUUUCAAUUUCUAGGAAGUCAUCCAUGGAAGGCUGCAAGUUCAGUGGAGGCAGAGCUAAGGCCAACCUGAUUCUCUCCGCAGGCAUCCUCCAGAGAGCGUGGACCUCCAUCUCCGAGCUCCAACGUCGACGGAGCACUACUGACGCGUGCCCCUUCGUCGUGGACGACACUUCCCCCAACUCCACAACCUUAGUCUUCCUGCGGCAUCAUGUAUCUGCCUUCAUUCAGCGCGACGAGCGCCGUCGUCUACCCCUGCAAACCCAUCCCCACUUCGACUUCCUCACUACCAACGGCAACCCUUCCGUCUCCUUCAAUGGAACCUUUCUCUCCGUCUACCUCAGCUUCCUUCAAUCCACCGAUUUCGGAGACCAGCUUCAAAACCUGGAACUUACUCAAAAACGAAGAAGAAAUAACAAACAGCUGAUAAUUGUUGGUGAGGAGGAAGGAGGCGCGAUUGCUGCUCUUUGCACGUUGUGGCUUCUAAUGAACUGGUCGUCCCCCUCGCUACCUCUUUGCAUCACCUUUGAUGCUCCGUUCAUCGGAGGCGACGAACUCCAGAAAGCCGUCGGCACUGUUGAGCAAUGGACGGCCCAAUUCUGGCAUGUCACCAGGCGACGCUACGACUGGCAUUUUUACUCCGAUUCCGGCCGGUACGAACCCUUCGGCACCUACUUUCUCAUUUCCGACUCCGGCUGUGUCUGUGUUGAUGACCCGGAUUCUGCCCGUGAGUUGCUCCAAGUUAAAUCUCCAAGUUCGGAUGGGCACUUCCUUGACAACGACCAUGGCCGUCGAUAUUCCGGUUUAAAAGAGUACGGUAUGUUGCGGAAGAAGCUUGAGAAGACGCCUUUACCCAAAAGCAGAAAUAUUGAAGCGACUGGUUUCCAGGAAUGCCUCAUGGUAGAUUUGGCUCUGCAACUAGACUCGGCUGGAAUUGGGUUCAACCAUGAGAAACACCAAAAGCUGCUUCAAUCAAUGGGGGAAAGAGAGGAAGUAGCGCACCUCAGCCGGAAAAGCGCCCCAAACGCUUCCAAGAGGCUCAAUCAAGUGAAGAAGCAAAUGGCCCGUCUUGAGUGGUACAAGAAAGAGUGUGAGUCGAAGAACAUGACCUACUACGACUGUUACAAGAGCAGGAGCACAGAGAAAGACAUGGACGUCAUUAAAUUCAAGAACAUACUCAACAACUACUGGAGGGAGAAAGUGGAGGAAGCCGAGGACAAGCCACAGCUGCCGGACGCUCGGAUGCGCGUCAAGUGGCUCUUCGCUGGAGUGACCUACAAACGCAUGGUCGAGCCGCUCGACAUCGCCGAUCACUACCGGAGAACCGGCCGCGGAGACUACACGGCAAGAAGACCUCGCCAUUAUGAGUUACUGGAGAAAUGGUACGAGGAAGAUGAUAAGAAAAACAAGAAGGAGAAGAAGAAGGAGGGGAAGGGCACGAGCCUCACGGAUGACUCGUGCUUUUGGGCUCAUGUUGAGGAGGCUGCACUGAGGCUGAAUGAGCUGAAGAAGGAAGGGAGAAUCGCAGGGGGCAAGAGCAAGGAGGACCUGUGGAACGAAUUGAGGGAGUUUGAAGGCUAUGUGAUGAAGUCGGUGGACAACUACGAAUUGUCCCCCGAGGUUUUCCUGGACAACAGUUCGUUCAUGGAGUGGUGGAAGGAGUAUGAGAAAGAGCUCCACCCUGGUUACAGUUCACAGUUUGUUGCUUUCAUGAAGGACAGACGCUAUGUCCAUUACAAAUGAGAGGUUCCAUCCAACAUGUUCAUU